Messenger RNA from Carassius auratus (goldfish), 2612 nucleotides. Its product is annotated as protocadherin gamma-C3-like. Bases 189 to 2612 code for a protein of 807 amino acids. Gene Ontology annotation, molecular function: calcium ion binding. The record is from RefSeq and is a predicted model, not a curated record. The transcript has 2 exons. Gene Ontology annotation, cellular component: plasma membrane. Gene Ontology annotation, biological process: homophilic cell-cell adhesion. NCBI's taxonomy places the organism in Eukaryota, Metazoa, Chordata, Actinopteri, Cypriniformes, Cyprinidae.
UGCAAUAGACAUUUUGUUCAACGCAGAGAGGAUUAUUUUUGUUUGAAGAUGGCCAAAGACAGAACUGCGUAACGUUGGAUAUUGGUAACAGUUUCGCGCGUCACCUUUAUUUGUUCGUUUAAAAUGAAUAUAUAUGUAUAAUCUGACCAGGUAGCGGCACUUACUUCUGGAUUUCUCUGUCGUUCGCAAUGGAAGCUGGAGGACAGAUGCGCAAAAGGGAGCACUGGAGAACGGUUCUUUGUUUUCUUCUGUGUUUUGGGCAGCAGCUUUCAGCUCAGAUAAGAUACUCUGUUCCAGAAGAGGUAAAAGAGGGAUAUGUUGUAGGAAAUAUCGCUAAGGAUUUAGGACUUGAUGUGAACACUUUGAUGGACAGACGGUUCCGAAUUGUGUCCGGGUCAGAUGAAGCGCUUUUCAUGGUAAAUCAACACAAUGGCGUUUUAUAUGUCCAAAGAAAAAUCGACAGAGAGGCGCUAUGUGAUAGUACUGGAGCAUGUUUGAUUAACCUAAAAAUAGUAGUGGAAGAUCCACUUGAGCUUCAUUAUAUUGUCGUUGAGAUAACUGAUGUAAAUGACCACUCCCCUACAUUUACAGAAAAAGAAAAGCGAUUAGAAAUAUCAGAAAACGCUCCGCAAGGAACGCGUUUUCAGCUGCAAGUGGCGCGUGACCCUGAUAUUGGAUCCAAUUCUGUGCGCUUGUAUAAAUUGAGUCAAAACGAGAAUUUUGCUUUAGAAAUAAGGGACAGGGCAGAAGAUAAACUGCCUUUUCUGGUUUUGCAAAAGCCCCUUGACCGUGAGCACAGAGCUGAACACAAUUUAAUAUUAACAGCAAUAGAUGGAGGCAAUCCGCAGAGAUCAGGAACAUUAAACAUAACCGUAUUUGUUCUUGACGUAAAUGACAACCGUCCUUUGUUUAGUCAGGAUGUUUAUUCUUCAACUCUGCACGAAAAUGUGGAAAUUGGAACAUUAGUAAUAAAAGUUAAGGCAAUUGAUUCUGAUUACGGUCCAAAUGGUGAAGUGUCUUACACUUUUGGAGAGGACAACAACGAAAACAUGUUUCAUAUAUUUGGCCUGAAUAGAUUAACUGGGGAAAUCCGCGUUAUAGGAGAGGUUGACUUUGAAAAGAACAGUGUUUAUAAGCUGGACAUACAGGCAUUUGACAAUGGACAGCCGCCUUUGAACACUGAUUGUAGAGUAAUUAUAAAGAUACUUGAUUUAAAUGAUAAUGAGCCAAUCAUUGAUGUGACGUCACUAUCGAAAAUGGUGCCUGAAGACUCCAAGCCUGGCACUGUAAUCUCACUCAUUAGUGUUACUGACAGAGACACUGGUGUUAAUGGGAAAGUUGUGUGCUCUCUCUCAGAAAAUGUUCCAUUUGAAUUAAAACAAUCAGUUCAGGAAAACAUGUACUCGUUAGUGACUAAAGGGAACUUGGACCGUGAAACUGUUUCACAUUAUGACAUUACAAUAACAGCGAGAGACUUGGGUCAACCUCCACUGUCCUCAUAUAAAAUUCUAAGCGUGCAGGUGUCAGAUGUUAAUGACAACCCGCCUGAAUUCAGCCUAAAUCCAAUUGAAUUAUAUGUGAUUGAAAACAACGCUGCAGGCGCGCCCAUUCUCACGCUGAGUGCUUUUGACAAAGACCUAAAUAAAAACUCUGCGAUUUCAUAUCAGAUUAUUAAAGGGAAUGGGACACAAAGUGACAUGACAUCUUUUCUGAAUAUUAAUUCAGAAACAGGCGUAAUAAGUGCUCUCAAAAGUUUUGACUUUGAAAUAGUCAAAAAGUUUCCCUUCCACGUACUUGCUACAGACUCUGGAACUCCGUCUCUGAGCAGUAACGUGACAGUGAACGUGUUUAUUCUGGAUCAGAACGACAAUGUUCCAGUGAUCUUAUAUCCAGUCAGCGCUAACGGUUCUGCUGAGGGUGUGGAAGAGAUUCCUCGUAAUGUGAACGCAGGUCAUUUGGUGACUAAAGUCAGAGCCUAUGACGCAGAUAUAGGAUACAACGGCUGGUUAUUAUUUUCACUGCAGGAAGUUAGUGACCACAGUCUCUUUGGUUUGGACCGCUACACAGGACAGAUAAGGACCCUUCGCUCAUUCACAGAAACAGACGAGGCCCAGCAUAAACUGGUCAUACUGGUCAAAGACAAUGGGAACGUUUCUCUCUCAGCAACAGCGACUGUGAUUGUCAAAGUUGUGGAGCCCAAAGAGGCUUUUGCAUCUUCUGAUGUGAAAAACACAGUAAAAGAUGAGGAGGAAAACAACUUGACGUUUUAUUUGACCAUCACUUUGGGCUCGGUUUCAGUGCUUUUUGUCAUCAGCAUCAUCGUGUUGAUUGUAAUGCAGUGCUCUAAAUCGACAGACUGUUCGUCCAAGUAUUUACAGGAUACAAAUUACGACGGGACUCUGUGUCACAGCAUCCAGUACAGAUCUGGAGACAAACGGUACAUGUUAGUUGGACCCAGAAUGAGUAUCGGCUCUACUAUAGUCCCAGGCAGUAAUGGAAAUACUCUAGUGAUCCCAGAUCGCAGGAGGAGAGAUUCUGGAGAGGUAAGAAUGUCGAUUAUUUAUUUAUUUAUUGAACCACUCGAUGUCACUGUUGCUCUAGUAUUUGUGUAG